UUGGUAGUUCUGAUGAUGCUGUGUCUCUUUUAUUUAAUUUUUUUGUUCUGACCUCGGGGCCCACUUUGAAUUCAUGCUAAUUUUGUUCCGUGGUGGAAGCCAGGAGAAGACCAGCGGGGCAGGUUUGCUGCUUCCUGUGUGAGAAUGGGGAACUAGGAGAGGGGAGAGACAGGGCAGGACGAGUGGACACGACCGCAGAAUGGACUCCGUGUCGCCCCGUGGUGACAGAACACACGUCGAUAACUGGGAUCACACGCUCAACUCCGCGGCCUUCGGUCUGUCCGUUCAGUGAAGUCUUUAGCACCGCAAGUGCCCGUGUGUUUACUAUCAAAAGAGAUAGGGAGAAAGAGAGCUUCAGAGAGUGAGAGAGAGCGAGAGAGAGAGAUAGAGAGAGAAAGAAAGAGAAGGUGGGGCUUUGCUGUUGCUAAUGCGGUUCACCGCCCGCUCAAAGUGACACACAGACUGAACUCUUGAGUCAGAAGUCAAGAAUAAUGAAUAUGCGGGAAGGAGGCUUUUAGAGACAACUCGGCCUCUGUUUGAAAUGUGGACUGUGGGGCAGGAGCGGUUUCGCGUGCACGUGUGAGUUCUGGCGCCGCCUCGCCGCCUCGCAGGCUGACGAGUCGAGCUCAGAGAGACCCGUCUCUGCGCCGCGCCAAGCGGGAGAUCCACUGCUGCCGUCCUCUCCGGGUCCCACUCAGGAAGCCAUGGAAACCUCUGGAACGGAGUCCGAGAUCCUCAACAAGGAGAAGAAUGUGAGAAACUCCAAAGAAGUGUACACACAGCCUCCCAGUGACGUGCCGGCCUCCCAGUUUCAGUGGCUCUCCAAGUACCGCAAGUCCUCCCGGGGCCCCUCCAGAGAGAACAACGCGCCGCGAGGAACGCGCUUCUACAAACUGAAGAAAUCAGGGAACAUGGUGGUGGGGAACGGUAAAGUGCGUGGAGCUGAAGAGGAGAUGAGUGACAACAGCAGGGGGGAGCCACUCGCAGGAGAGAACAGCUUGGACAGCGGCCUGAAGGUCAAAGGCGAGGCCCGGGGCGAGCUGGUCCGCUCCUCGCAGCACACCGUGUCCAACAAGGCGCAGAUGCUGGGCAUGCCCCAGUUCGGCCUGCGGGACAACCUCAUCCGCUGUGAGCUGUUGAAGAACGAGGCCCUCUACACCUCCGUCAGAGACUUCAGGAUUUUCCUGGGCACCUACAAUGUGAACGGCCAACUUCCGAAAGAGAAUCUGCUUCCCUGGCUGGGCUGUACAGAGCAGCCGCCGGACAUUUACUGUGUGGGGUUUCAGGAGCUGGACCUCAGUAAAGAGGCCUUCCUGUUCAACGAGACGCCGAAGGAGCAGGAGUGGAUGAACGCCGUGGGCAACGGCCUACACCCGGGCGCCAAGUACGCUUUAGUGAAGCUGGUGCGCUUGGUGGGCAUCAUGCUGUUGUUUUAUGUGAAGUGUGAGCACGCGGGGGACAUCUCCGACGUGGAGGCGGAGACCGUGGGCACGGGCAUCAUGGGAAGGAUGGGUAAUAAAGGUGCGGUCGCGGUCCGGUUCCGGUUCCACAACUCGGACGUGUGCCUGGUGAACGCGCACCUGGCGGCCCACGUGGAGGAGUUUGAACGGCGGAACCAGGACUACAGAGAGAUCUGCUCCCGCAUGGCCUUCCGCCAGCCCGACCCCAGCCUGCCCCUGCUCACCAUCAUGAAGCACGAUGUGGUUUUAUGGGUCGGAGAUCUGAACUACAGGCUCUACAAUAUCGAGGCCGAUCUGGUGAAAUCGUUCAUCGCUGAGAGAGAUUUUGAGUCUCUGCAGCGUCAUGACCAGCUCAGGAAACAGAUGGAGGAGGAGGCUGUGUUUUUGGGGUUCAUCGAAGGAGAGAUCUCCUUCCAGCCCACGUACAAAUACGACACGGGAACCGACCAAUGGGACACCAGUGAGAAGUGCCGGGUGCCGGCCUGGUGUGACCGUAUCCUGUGGAAGGGGAAACACAUCAAGCAGCUGCACUACCAGAGUCACAUGAACCUGAAGACCAGCGACCACAAGCCCGUCAGCUCGCUGCUGGAGGUCGGGAUUAAGGUGGUAAAUGAAGAAUCUUACAAGAAGACGUUUGAAGAGAUCGUUCGAAAUCUAGACAAGAUGGAGAACGAGUGCAUUCCGUCCGUGUCACUGUCCAGUCGAGAGUUCUGUUUUAAAGAUGUGAAGUUCAUGCAGCACCAGGCGGUUACCCUGACGAUCCACAAUGACGGACAGGUGCCGUGUCAGUUUGAGUUCAUCCAGAAGCUGGACGAGCCGGCGUACUGCAAGCCCUGGCUGACCGCCAACCCCGCCAAGGGCUUCCUGGCACAGGGGGCCUCUCUCAGCAUAGAGCUGGAGGUGUUUGUGAACCGCUCCACCGCCCCGGGGCUGAACUGCGGCCUGGAGCAGCUGGAGGACAUCCUGGUGCUGCACCUGGAGCUGGGGAAGGACUACUUCAUCUCCGUCAGCGGGACCUACCUGCCCAGCUGCUUCGGCUCGCCUCUGCCCACCCUCUGCCUGCUGCGGGACCCCAUCCAGGACGUCCCCCUCGACAGGCUGCAGAGCCUGGCCAGGAUGUCUGCAGAAGCCCUGGCAGAGGAGAAGCCCCUGGAGAUUCCCAAGGAGAUCUGGAUGAUGGUGGAUCAUCUGUUCCGCAGUGCGGCCAGACAGGAGGACCUGUUUCAGCAGCCUGGCCUGAGGACGGAGUUUGAGCAGAUCAGAGACUGCCUGGACACCGGCAUGCCAGAGUCACUGCCGGGCAGUAACCACUCCGUGGCCGAGGCGCUCCUCCUCUUCCUGGACGCCCUGCCCGAGCCCGUGAUCCCGUUCUCCUUCUACCAGCGCUGUCUGGAGGGCUGCCCCAGCGGGGCCCAGAGCACUGAGGUUGUCUCCCAGCUACCCCCGUGCCACAGGAACGUGUUUGACUAUCUGACCGCUUUCCUGCGGGAGCUGCUCAAGAACUCAGAGCACAAUCACCUGGACGCCAACAUCCUAGCAAACACCUUCGCUAGCCUGCUGCUGAGGUCACCAACCAAGCAGGACAUUUUGGAGAAAAGGAAGUCCCAGGAGUUCUUGCAUCACUUCCUUGUACAAGACCCUUAAUGAUCAGCGUGGCCAAGCAUCUGAGUUCAACCAUUUAGCCUAAUGUACAGCACCACAGUAUUUUUUUAACAAACUAUAAUAUUUCAUAAAUGGAUAGAUACUGCUUUGUAUAGUCAAAUGCUUUUUUUUUUUUCAAAAAAAGAUUUUAGUCUGAUUUCAGACCCAUGCAUUGUAUGCAGCGGGUUUUUAAAGUAAGCUGUUUUAUUUUCACAGAACAGCUGCGCUAAACUGACAUUUUUUGAAAAAUAUGUUUUAUUUAGCAGUUAUUUAAUGAUGGAUCAUGUUUGUAAUGUUCUUCUGUGGUUUCUAAAGUAAUACAAAUGUGUAUGGUCUUUUUAUAUAUAAAAGCAAUGUUUUAAAAGCA
Molecule: messenger RNA, 3468 nt
Organism: Conger conger (European conger)
Lineage: Eukaryota; Metazoa; Chordata; Actinopteri; Anguilliformes; Congridae
Gene: inpp5b
Product: inositol polyphosphate-5-phosphatase B
Exons: 19
Coding region: 705-3104 (799 amino acids)
Biological process (GO): signal transduction; phosphatidylinositol dephosphorylation
Cellular component (GO): membrane; cytosol
Molecular function (GO): inositol-1,4,5-trisphosphate 5-phosphatase activity; phosphatidylinositol-4,5-bisphosphate 5-phosphatase activity
Source: RefSeq, a predicted model, not a curated record